CUCAAGUGCGCGUUCAAACAACGUAGUGAAUGUAUAUUCUCCGCGUAAUUUGUUUAUUAACAAAUAUCUUGAUUUGUUGACGUAAAAAUUUGUUGACGAGAAUGGAUAACGACAAAAACACGUUGCUUGCAAUCCUGCAAUUACUUCGAAAGUAUAAUUUAAAGGGAACAGAGGAAUUAUUUAAGAAAGAGGCAAACCUAACUAACAUCUCUCCGGAUGAAACUCAACAAACUGACUCUGAGGUGAAUAGUGUUCUCUCCGCCUACAAAAGUGAGGGAGAUCCUGCUCUGUAUGAAAAAGCAUACAGCGAAUUGAAGAAAUUUGUGGAGGGAUCCUUGGAUAUAUACAAGCAUGAACUUGGUACAAUACUCUAUCCAGUUUUGGUACAUAUGUACCUUGAAUUGGUUUACAACAAUCAUUCCGAAGAAGCGAAGCAACUAUUGGAGAAAUUUGGUAGCAAUUUAGAGGAAUAUUAUCAAAAUGACUUGAAGAGAUUGUCGAAUGUGACAAAACGCGAACAAAUGGCAGGAAAUGAACUAACCGACACUUUCAAAUCCAAUCAGUUCAUAAUCAGAAUGUCAAGGGAUACACUUUCUAUAUUAAAGCGGCAUUUACAGGAGAAGAAACAGUCUGUAUUGUUAAAUAUUAUACAGGAGCAUCUUUAUUUUGAUAUGUACGAAGGAGUAGCUAGGAAUAAGCAGCAAAUCGACGCUACAUCGGGUGCAAUGGUUGGCGAAGCAACGAGACAAGACAAUAAGGCAAAAGUAUAUUAUGGACUUUUAAAGGAGCCAGACAUUCAAUGUAUGCCUCCUACCGAAGAAGAAGAGGACGAUACAGGUGGUGCAGACGGGGAUAAACCGAAAAAGAAGAAAGCUAAGAAGGAUCCGUUGUUUUCCAAGAAAACUAAGUCAGAUCCAAAUGCACCACCUGUUGGUAGAAUGCCUCUGCCCAACUUGAAAGACGCGGAUAAGUUGGAAAAAGGAAAGGCACUGAGGGAAGCAUCGAAGCGCGUUAUACUUGGCCCUGAUACUUUACCAUCUAUAUGCUUCUAUACGCUGUUAAACGCGGUGCAUAGUGUAACAGCGGCCGAGGUAGCGGAGGAUUCGAGUUUAUUGGCUAUUGGAUUCGCUGAUUCUUGUAUAAAGGUAUGGAGCUUGAUUCCACAGAAAUUAAGACUGAUGAAGACAGGAGAACAAUUGCAGGACAUAGAUAGGGAAGCAGAUGAUGUACUAGUAAGAAUGAUGGACGAUCGUACAGCAGAAACAUCAAGAUCAUUAUUCGGACACAACGGUCCUAUAUAUAAUUUAUCAUUUAGCCCAGAUCGAAAUCUUCUUCUUUCGUGUUCGGAAGAUAGUACAGUAAGAUUAUGGUCUCUGCAUACGUGGACGUGCGUCGUAUGUUACAAGGGACACUUGUUUCCAGUGUGGUGCGUAAGAUUUUCGCCUCACGGUUACUAUUUCGCAACGUCCUCCCACGACAGGACUGCCAGACUCUGGGCAACUGAUUCUCAUCAGCCACUUCGAAUAUUCGCCGGUCACUAUUCAGAUGUGGACGUAGUACAGUUCCAUCCUAAUUCAAACUACGUAGCGUCCGGGUCCAGCGACAUGACAGUAAGAUUAUGGGACUGUGUAACCGGCAACCAAGUCAGAUUAAUGACAGGACACAAAGCCCCGAUUUACUCCCUUGCUUUUUCCGCAGAAGGGCGAUUUCUGGCGUCAGCCGGUGCUGAUCACCGUGUUUUAGUUUGGGAUUUAGCACACGGUCAUCUUGUCGCUGCCUUGUCGAGUCAUUCUGGUACCAUUCAUUGUUUGUCAUUUAGUAGAGAUGGAAAUAUACUAGUCUCAGGAUCGUUAGAUUGUACGAUCAAGUUGUGGGAUUUCACGAAACUCGCCGAAGAGAUGAGUUUGGAAGAUGUGAAUGUAUCGCAUAACCCAGACGUAAAAACGAACGCGGAAACAUAUCUUCUUCGAACGUUUGCAACAAAAAACACGCCCGUGUUCACACUACACUUCUCGCGAAGAAAUUUACUCUUGGGCGUUGGAAUGUUCGAGUCAACUUAGCAAAUGUAAUUACCGUUCAACGACUUUUACCAUUAUCGAUAGGGCAUGGUCCAACAUCGGCUCGUCAUUGUUGUAAAAUAAGAACGUUUGUUAAUAAAUUU
Heterotrigona itama is the source of this 2161-nucleotide messenger RNA. The record is from the annotation of a GenBank genome assembly. Lineage: Eukaryota; Metazoa; Arthropoda; Insecta; Hymenoptera; Apidae.